Molecule: messenger RNA, 3909 nt
Organism: Aplysia californica (California sea hare)
Lineage: Eukaryota; Metazoa; Mollusca; Gastropoda; Aplysiida; Aplysiidae
Product: tektin-3
Biological process (GO): cilium movement involved in cell motility; cilium assembly
Cellular component (GO): microtubule cytoskeleton; nucleus
Source: RefSeq, a predicted model, not a curated record
ACGCCAUUGUUGUAUGGAUACGUAUCCCACCCACAGCAUAAUGAGAGACACCCUCAGACUUAUUUAAGAGAACAUCACUGUCACCUCUUUGUUUUCCUUCCCCUCUAAUCGGAAAGUAAAGAUUGAAAAUCGUCAAAAUGUCUUGCGAGAUUAAGUGUACCCGACGGUGUCCAACUCGUUACGAGAAAGAAAGACCAUCAGCAUGCAACAUGGCAUACUACGACAACCCCGCUCUUGUGCGCACGCGCAGCUGCACUCCCAUCACCCCCGAGAUGUCCAAGAUCUUGCCCUACGUCACAGACAAGACCAUCUCCCGCCACCUGGGUAGCUACGGGCGCUCCAUGGAUCUGGGACACGCCAAGAACUACUUUAACCCUGCCACACGCACCGUGUACUCCCGAUACAACCCCAACGACUGGUUCCUGUCCAACAGCUGCAACUACUCGCUGUCGGACAAGGAGCGCAGUUUCGCCGAGAGGCUCCGAGCCGACGCCUGGCGCGCCGUCAAGGAGACUGAUGCCCGCACACGCAACAGGCAGAAUGACGUCACCAAGAGAUUAGGUGAACGUGUGUAUGACAUCACCUUCUGGAAGAGCGAGCUCAACAAUGAGAUUAACGCCAUGGCCACCGAAAUCGAAAACUUGAAGGAGUACAAGCGUACGUGUGAGAAGGCGUUGGCUGACACGGCUAACCCUCUGCACAUUGCUGAGGAGUGUCUCAUGAACCGUGAGAAGAGGCAGGGUAUUGACCUCGUGAACGACGACGUGGAGAAGUCUCUCAUCAAGGAAGUUGAUGUGAUCAAGAAGUGCCAAGCCAAGAUGAAGAAAGUCCUGGAUAAGGCUUACGUUCAGCUGAAGAUGGACCGCGCAGCCCAGCAUGCUCUGGAGAUCGACGCCAAAGACAAGCACCACGCCCAGGGCCUGGAUGACCGCAUGCAGCAGCUGCGUAACUCUUCCGCCGGCGUUGGCUACAUCCCGGGCAUCGAGAACAUCGACAACACCAUCACUAUCCCAGAGUCGUGGGCCCGCUACACCCAGGAGAACAUUGCCCGCUCCCAGAAGGAACGUGCGUCCAGCGAGCGGCUGCGAGGAGAGAUCGACUCCACCCUCCGCCAGUGCGCCAACGACAUGUGGAACAACUUCAACGCCGUGAACAACUCGUUCAACACGCGAGUCAGGGAGACCACCGAUGCCAGAAACAAGCUGCAGGCACAUUUGCAGAAGUCUGCAGCGUGAGGUGAACGAGAUCAGAGAAUCUGUGAGGAUCCUCAAGGAGCGUCUCAAAUCCUCCGAGCUGUCCCUGGCUCGUCUCAUGAAGACCAAGGCCACCCUUGAGCAUGACAUCUCCGUCAAGGACAACUCCCUCAAGAUCGACUCUUCCUUCUGCAUGGGCAUGCGCAAAGGCUUCCCCAUGGAUCCUAAAGUCGGGCCCAUAUUUCAAAUGCCCAUCUGCUAGUGGGGGAUCAGAUUUAGCAACGUUAGCAAAACAGUACCAUCAUGAAAGAAUGUGAUAGCCUUUCAAAAUAAAGUAUUUUGCAUGUCAUAUGUAAAGUAAAAUGAUUCAGACAGAUAUUUCUAUAAAAUCAAUUCUUUUCUUUAACGUAUUUAUUAAUUUGCUGUACAAUGUCAUCUAUUUGCGACAUUUCAACAUCCUAUUCUCUUAUGGUAAUACCAUGUUUUGAAUAAACACAUUCAUUUUUUAUCAUCUUAACGUUAUAGUGGACAAUCUUGCCUAUAGUUCUUAAUCGUAAUCAUUUCAAUAUGAUAUUAAGGACAUUUUAAAAGACUUUCAUUCUUUGCCGUAUUCAUGCUGCACUAACUUAUAGUGAACACCCGAGUUAGAAUGACCUCAAAUUUCAUCAACGAAGUUGCAUCUUUAAAUAGACGUUUCUGCCUAGUGGUCUGUAAAGAUCUGCGUGCCACUCCAAAGACAAGCACUACAACGUGCAAAGAAAUAAUAAACAAACGAAACAAAACAAAAUAACCUCACAAUAUUCUUUUUGCCUUGUUGCGGAGAAAUAUUUUUCCUAUACAGUUAACCUUGGUGCACCGAAUGACUCAUGCCUCUUUGUUGUACAAAUCUUUUUGAUUAUUUAUCGUGUGAAUGAUUGAUGAAUCAUGUCCAAGGAACUUCAUAAAUUGAAGAAAGAAAUGUAUUUUGCCUUAUUUCAUCUUGUUUUAAACUUUUCACAACAGUAUUAAAUUCGCUCUGUCUCUACUGAAUUGUUGAAAGAGAACAUAACAUUUUCGACUACGUCUCUUUUCCCUUUCGUCCCCUUGCUGUUUUUGCCCUUGACCUUGGUAGUCAAGGUCACUGAAGAUGGACAAUAUAUCUGUGGAGACCAUUCUGGUGGCAACUGCAACUGACAAAGUGUGUCCAAUCUUCCCCAAAAACUGGAGGAUAAAAUGUCUGUCUCAGUUCAGUACUAUGAUUUUCUUUGUAUGUAAAAGAAAUAAUAAAGAGCGUUGCCUGAGCGUAAGGUACCCAUGUAUUGUAAUUAAUAUAAUAUGAAAGUGCCGUAACAUUUUUUCGCUCAAAUGUGUUGAGUCGAUUCUCCUCACAAAAAUCAUAACCACCACCACCACCACCACCAACAAGAACACAGUUGAGGGGAAGAUAAAGCUUUGAGCCCAAAAGCAAAAUUGUGUUGUCUCCCGUACUUUACAAGUUUUAGUUGUCUUUUUGUGUGUUAUGUACUGUAACGUUUGCGGACGUUCAGUCCUAUGGCCCUAGGAACCAGUGAUGCACAGAUCUGUAACAUAAACAUCCUAGUUGAUGCUAUAUCCAUCCAUCCUUUCAUCCGAUCUUGUCUCGAUCUUGAACAAGGCGUCUUCAAUCUCUUUCCCUCCCCCAUCAAUCCCUCAUGUCCUUAUUCUUUAAUCAACCCCUCCCCCCUCUUUUUCCGAUUUUUAAACUCCUUCCAACCGUUCAGAAUUGCACUCUUUUUUAGAUCUGAAAAGUUUUCGAUUCCAAAGACGCCCCAACCCCGCACUUGUCAUCCUCACCCAGUGGAAUGUUUGUUUUUUGUCAAGUGCAAAAAGUGUUUGAUCGUUUGAGUGGUAAAAAUAUUUGAUUUUUCAGUGUAAUCCACUUCAGGGUUUUAUCACAAAGUACAAUACUUAAUGCAUCCUGAUCCUCUAUUCUGCCCACCCUACCGACCAAAUGUACAAUUAUAACCACGUGUCGAUGACGUUUUCUCGGAAUCUCCUAACACUACAGUUGGCCUGCACGGCAUUUUAAGUCGGUCAGUUCAUUUGUGGCUUGAUGGGAAGAACUGGUCAAAGGUUCAUCUAUCCGACCCCAGACCGUGUGCCAGUGAACAAAAGGCUUAGGACGAACUUGCGUUGUGACCAUAAGUAUUGGUUAGGAAUUCCAGAGUUGUAGAUCUUUAGAGAAUAGCCAGUUGUCAAAAGCUGAUUUUAAUGUGCUGAUAUAAAUGCUCCAUGUCACUUUAUAUAUUUUGAAAUAUAAUUAUAAUACUAUGAGCUCCUCAAACGGCUGUGAUUUAAACGUAGAUGUUGUCCCCACAACGAAAAUUGGGCGCACGCGUGCUCGCGCACAUAUACAUGUACAAUGUAUAUAUACAUAGCAUAUACAGCAAAACUACAGAAUCCUUCCUAUUUCAUACAUACACCUACUCAGACUCGUACAGUAGAGCACGAAGUUGUAAUGAAUCUCGUCUCGUAUUUCCACACCUAACAGUAUUACUGAGACUUCUUUUAAAUACAAGUACAUACUGUACCAUACUAUGUAUAAAAACAUGACUUUUCUCUGCUCGGAGUCGUCCGAGAGACGAACGCCUUUUUUCUGAUUUGGUCUUCUCGUCUUUUCGUGGCUUUGACUUUUCCUCGAUGUUUCUCCCAUUGUUUGUAACGAAACAUGAAUAAAACUUAAAGCUGUACAUUGUCA